Molecule: messenger RNA, 827 nt
Organism: Aspergillus saccharolyticus JOP 1030-1
Lineage: Eukaryota; Fungi; Ascomycota; Eurotiomycetes; Eurotiales; Aspergillaceae
Product: putative mitochondrial protein sorting (Msf1)
Exons: 2
Coding region: 84-656 (190 amino acids)
Biological process (GO): phospholipid transport
Cellular component (GO): mitochondrial intermembrane space
Molecular function (GO): phosphatidic acid transfer activity
Source: RefSeq, a predicted model, not a curated record
UUUCACUCGAAUUCAAAGCACGGCACAGUUUUGGUCCUUCAAGAACUGAUUCCGGUAUCAACUGCCGUCUACUACUCUUCGCCAUGAAGGUCUUUUCAUCGACAUGCACUUUCGACUAUUCAUGGGAAGAGGUCUCAACCGCAAAUUGGCGCAAGUACUGCCCUUGGAAUGACAAGUCUACACAUGUCGUGGCAGUAGACACUCUCUCCAGAAACGUGGAUCUGAACACUGGUAUAUUGCGCACCGAGCGUUUGAUCACCUGUAUCCAGUCCGUGCCACAAUGGGUACUUUCGCUAUUUGGCGGCAGCGCCACGUCUCAUGUGUACGAAGUGUCCUAUGUUGACCCAGCCACUAAAAGGGUCACGAUGUGCUCGACAAAUCUCACGUGGUCAAAUGUUCUCAGUGUUAGAGAAAUUGUCGUCUAUCAGCCAUCAUUGUCAGAUCCGACCUCUAGUACACAAUUCAGCCAAGAAGCGAAAAUCACCGCUCUUUGUGGCGGGUGGCAGAAGAUCAAGAAUAAAGUCGAAGAGGCGAGUGUGGAAAGAUUCAGUCAAAACGCCAAAAGAGGUCGAGAGGGUUUCGAAGCCGUCUUGGAGAUGAGUCGACGAGUCUUCAGUGAACAACGCGAGCAUGACAGCAACAGACUUCAAUCUUGAUGCUCAUCUCGGCCUUGACACUAAGUCUAAUAGCACAUCUAGUUUCUGUUUCUUUUUCUAGCGUUUGCAUACAUGUGGCGUCAAUUCGAGUUCUCCUCAGUGACUGAUUCUAGGGAGUCCUCUUAACUUCCUACCUUUUUCUUUUCUCUGGACCGGCUUCUCCUGACGGUA